Messenger RNA from Numida meleagris (helmeted guineafowl), 403 nucleotides. Its product is annotated as upstream stimulatory factor 1-like. The record is from RefSeq and is a predicted model, not a curated record. The transcript is spliced from 3 exons. The annotation marks the transcript as partial. Gene Ontology annotation, biological process: regulation of transcription by RNA polymerase II. NCBI's taxonomy places the organism in Eukaryota, Metazoa, Chordata, Aves, Galliformes, Numididae. Gene Ontology annotation, molecular function: RNA polymerase II cis-regulatory region sequence-specific DNA binding; DNA-binding transcription factor activity, RNA polymerase II-specific.
GGGAUAUGGGGGCCAGGGGGGCAUGAAAACACAGAGAGAUGGCAUAUAGGGGACAAGGGGAUGUGGGAUAUGGGGGUCAGGGGACAUGGGACAUAGGGACAAGCAUGUCUUCAGCACAGAGCAUGGUGGCACGCAGGUGAUGUACAGGGUGAUCCAAGUGGCGGACGGACAGCUGGACGGACAGACGGAAGGCACCAGCGCCAUCAGCGGGUACCCCGCCACGCAGUCCAUGACACAGGCCGUCAUCCAAGGCGCCUUCACCAGCGACGAUGCGGUGGAGACGGAGGCGACGGCCACCGAGACCCACUACACCUAUUUCCCCACCGCGGCCGUGGCCGAUACCAGCACCUCUGCCGGCGCCGGGACCACCGCCACCGCCGUCGUCACCACGCAGAACUCGGAG